GCGGAGAAGGGCCGGAUGAAGAGGACGAUUAUUAAAGAUUGGAAAACAAGACUGAGCUACUUCCUGCAGAACUCUUCCAAUUCUACUAAAAUGAAAUCUAAGAAAGUGGGGAAACACCGCACCUACUUCAGACCUUCCCCUGAAGAAGCCCAGCUGUGGUCAGAAGCCUUUGAUGAACUUCUUGCUAAUAAAUAUGGUCUUGCUGCUUUCCGAGCUUUUUUGAAGUCUGAGUUCUGUGAAGAGAACAUCGAGUUCUGGUUAGCAUGUGAGGACUUCAAGAAAACUAAGUCACCCCAGAAGCUGACAUCAAAAGCAAAAAAAAUUUACAAUGACUUCAUUGAAAAGGAAGCUCCCAAAGAGAUAAACAUAGACUUCCAGACCAAGAACAUGAUUGCACAGAAUAUCCAAGAAGCCACGCAUAACUGUUUCAGUGCAGCACAGAAGAGAGUUUAUAGUUUAAUGGAGAAUAACUCAUACCCAAGGUUUUUGGAAUCUGAAUUCUAUCAGGAGCUGUGCAAGAAGACUCCCAUCACCAGAGCAGCCCAGGGGACAUGAGCGAUGCAGAAGAAUGAGAAGCUGCCUCUUGGCUAUUGAGGAAGCAAGCCACAGCUCAUGGCAGCAUCCUGACCUGAAAGGCUGAGAUACAGAGUGCUCAGCCUGUUUGCCAUGGUGCAAGGACCAAUACUGACUUUGGUGCAGAGCUGAUGGCAAAGUGACAUUGUUGGAGGGCGUUCUGAGGUGAUGGUAGAAGUGUGCCAGCUGGCUGCUGGUGGUGUGCUUCUCUGCGAGUGCUGCAGCAUAAGGUGACUCUGUGCAUGAGACCAAACCAUAUAGUAUAAAAGUCCUUCUGUCACAGCUGAGGUGGUGAUGCAGCAGGUCAGGGCAGAGCUCCCUUCUUGUAAACAGAAGCUUCUCUGUACAGUUACACAGUGCUGGGAACUUGAGUAAUUUAUUUUUCCUAAACAUCAACCAGUGUUGCUGUCAUCAGUCACUGCUCACACUGGUUCUGUAAACUGCCUCUAGCUGCAGAGAUGUGUUGGGUUUCAGUGUAGCUUCCAGACAGUAACAGCACUGUGCAGCAUAAAGUGAGGGAGGGAUGUGACUUGGCUUCCAGAGGAACAGGUUCUGCAGCUAAAGCAUGCAGGACUGGGCUGUGUCAGCAGGGCUGCACAAGGCCAUAUUGAGGGCAGAACUUGGCCGAGGCGAACAGGAGCUGUAUAGUAUUAUAUUUAUAUGUGGAUUAUGAUUGUGUUGAAUGCUGCAGUGUCAUAAUUCUGUCUUGAGGACAGCAAGCUUCAAUGAAGUCUCUUACUGUUUUUAAUAAACUUUUUAUACAAA
Molecule: messenger RNA, 1338 nt
Organism: Athene cunicularia (burrowing owl)
Lineage: Eukaryota; Metazoa; Chordata; Aves; Strigiformes; Strigidae
Gene: RGS2
Product: regulator of G protein signaling 2
Exons: 5
Coding region: 16-555 (179 amino acids)
Source: RefSeq, a predicted model, not a curated record